Molecule: messenger RNA, 5441 nt
Organism: Anthonomus grandis grandis
Lineage: Eukaryota; Metazoa; Arthropoda; Insecta; Coleoptera; Curculionidae
Gene: Gcn2
Product: eIF-2-alpha kinase GCN2
Exons: 27
Coding region: 266-5005 (1579 amino acids)
Biological process (GO): regulation of translational initiation by eIF2 alpha phosphorylation; DNA damage checkpoint signaling
Cellular component (GO): cytosol
Molecular function (GO): protein binding; ATP binding; eukaryotic translation initiation factor 2alpha kinase activity
Source: RefSeq, a predicted model, not a curated record
UUUAUACAUAAUAAAAAUAUAAACAAAUAAUACAUUGUUAGAAACUUUUACAAAAAAUAACAUUAAAUUCUUAUCGAUGAAUGAAACAAAACGCCUGAAUUACCUCAUAUUGACUGAAUUAAUAAAAACGAGGUUAUAGUUUUCACUGUUUUUUUUUUUGAGGUUAUGUUUUCCAGCUGUAAAUAGCUGAAAUUUCAAAUUGUUUUUAACUGAAAAAAACUGGAAUUUUGUACAUUCUCGCGGAAUGUAAUUUAAACCGGUCAUUAUGGGUCCAGAAGACAGCCUGGAAGCACGCCAGAGCAACGAAUUAGAAGCUCUACAGGCAAUUUAUGGCGAGGAAUUGAAAGAUUUAAGAAAAAAAGCCGCGUGGAACAAGUGGUCGCCUUUAAAUCUGUCCAUUACUUUAACUCCGCAAAGGGGCAGCUCAGAAAACGGAGAAACCCAUAUAAAACUUGAUUUGCAUAUAGUCUGCUCUGAAAAAUACCCAGAAAAGGUGCCUGAAAUCCUUCUGGAAAAUGUUAAAGGUAUCUCUCACACUAUCCUUCAAGAACUAAAGCAGGAUCUAAUAGAAAAAGCCCAACAAUAUGAAGGCGAAGAAGUGAUUUUCCAGCUGUGCCAGUAUGUAGAGGAGUUUUUGCAUAAACAUAAGAAACCAGCUAUGAAAAGUUUUUAUGAUGAAAUGUUAAUGAACCAGGAGGAGAAAAAGAGACAGGAAGAGCUACAGAAGCAGCUGGAGGAAGAAAAACAGAGGGAAACUCUGAAGAAGGAAGUUGAAAAAAGGCAAGAGUUGUUACGGACCGAGGCGAGAUUACGGAAAGAAAGACAGAGGAGUAUAUCGGAAAUUGAGUCAGAAGAAGAUGUGGCUAGUAGGAGAACUAUUAGGAGGCAGAGAAGCAGUUCAGUAGCGGUUAUUGAGGAAUUAAAAUGUGACCACAAAAAAACCAUUUUAAUAAAUUUUAAUGGUAGAAAUGUCAAAAGAGGACAAUGCCUAAGACAUUAUGAGUCAUAUGCAGUCCUGUACUCAGGAAUGGAUUUAGAUUCCGGGGAAUUAGUGCAAAUAGCUGAAUGGAAAAUCGAACAUAGAAGUCCGGAAUCAGUAUUAAAACAACUUUCCGGUAUAGAACAGGAGUUCAACUAUUUGACCACAUUGAAACACAAAAACUUGAACCAUUAUUUGGGAUUUAAGCAUGAAUUGAUAGAAGGAAUUGUUAUCGUUUAUGUUUUGAUGGAGUUCACUCAAGUGCCCAACUAUCACGCCCUACUCACCUCUCAGAACCUCAAAAUUGACCUCGAGUACCUCAAAUGUGUCACAAAAGACAUUUUAACCGCCUUGGAGUACCUUCACAGGAACAACGUCGUGCACAAGAGCCUCGGAGACAGUUGUAUUAGGAUUGACGAUAAGGGCAUCAUCAAAGUGUCCGACUACAGUAUUUACAAAAGACUCUCGGACUUGAUUCGUUCGUCACACGGUUCCUACAAUAAGAAGACUGACAUUUUCGACUUUGGAAAAUACGUAUUGAAAAUAUUGGGUCAGGAGGCACCCGACGACGAUAACAUCGAGAUUCCUACCCAUAUACAGAGUGAUUUUUAUGAUUUUUUAAUUAAGUGUCUGAACAAGGAGGAAAAAGAGCGUUAUACGGCCAAUCAGCUGCUAAACCAUCCGUUCUUCCAGAAACCGGUGAAUCCGUUGUCCCCCUUACAUGUCCCGAACGAACUUCCACCGGAACGUAACAGUUCCCCGGAAAUUUCCCAUUCGAGGUUGUCCAGCGGUAACGGGAACACGCAGUCCAGGAUUUCGAACGAGUUCGAGAUCCUGGAACAUCUCGGAAAGGGGGCUUUCGGGGACGUUUUAAAGGCAAGGAACAAACUGGACGGAGGCUGCUACGCGAUAAAACGCAUCAAACUAAACCCGCGCAACAAAAAUUUAAACAAGAAAAUCGUGAGGGAGGUCACGCUCUUGUCCAGAUUGAACCACGAGAACGUCGUGCGGUAUUACAACUCCUGGAUCGAGACCACCACGAUUCUGAAAGGGGAACAGGAGGACGAAUCCAGUGUUAAUUCCUCAGUUGACGUCUCGCCGGUGCACGAUAAACCGGUCCAGACAGUUGCGAAGAAGGAUGUGUUCACAUUGAGCGACGACAUAGAAAAACUCGCUCCGCCAAUGAAAAACAUCGAAAUAUCCGUGACGUAUGACAGUAAAUCGCACGCCCCGUACGACGACGAGUCCUCCGAGGAUGAUUCCAGCGACGACGACGAGGACGAUCCCUUUACGGGAAAAUUCCAUCCAGAGUCAGAUUCCGACUCGGACCUGAUAGAAUUCGCGAGAGGUUCGGGAGAGGGCACCACCACCUCCUCAUCGUCCAAGAGUUCCGCACCUCCGGAUGAGGCGCAGGGCCCCCUCGAGCCCGCUUUACCAGAGACCGUCCUACAGAUCGACUAUUUGUACAUCCAGAUGGAAUUUUGCGAGAAGAGCACCCUGAGGAGCGCCAUCGACGAUGACAACUUGUAUUUGAACGAGGACAGAGUGUGGAGAUUGUUUAGGGAAAUUGUUGAAGGUUUGGCUCAUAUUCACUUACAAGGUAUGAUCCAUAGGGACCUGAAACCGGUCAAUAUUUUCUUGGAUUCGUUCGAUCACGUUAAAAUUGGUGACUUCGGGCUGGCCACUACCAUCGCCAUACGGUACAGACAAGGAGAGAUUGGCGCAUCAGCAAGAAGCCAAACCGAAUGCUUAAGGGAAGACCUGGCGGACGAGAGUAAAACCGGACAAGUCGGUACCGCAUUGUACGUUGCGCCUGAAAUUAACUCGGCCAGCAGAGCGGUUUAUAACGAAAAAGUUGAUAUUUACAGUUUAGGAAUUAUCCUGUUCGAGAUGUCUUACAGGCCCUUACCCACUGCCAUGGAAAGAAUUAAGGUGCUCACCAAGUUAAGGAUGAAGGAGGUGCUUUUACCGGACGAUUUUUGCACUAAAAAGCAGUUUUUAAUUAAGUGGCUACUGAACCACGACAUCGCCAAACGUCCCACCUCCUUGGAACUGCUCCAAUCCGAACAUUUACCGCCUCCGAUUUUAGAGGAUCGCGAGCUACAGGAAUUAGUGAGGCACACCUUAAGCAAUCCCCAAUCAAAAGGAUAUAGGUUUCUCAUCUCUUCGUGUUUCAAACAAACCAUCACGCCGGCCCAAGACAUCACUUAUGAUAGGGACCCUGCGAAUCCAAUCUGCUCGAAAUCUUUGAACCUGUACAAUUUCGUGAGGGAAGUUUGCGUCAAGACUUUUAAACUCCACGGCGGCCAAAACGUAGUCACCCCCCUGCUGAUGCCCCAAAGCAAAUUUCACGAGGACACCGAGUCUUGCGUUCGACUGAUGACCCAUAUCGGAAACAUCGUGACCUUGUCCCACGAUCUCAGGGUUCCUUUCGCAAGAUAUUUGGCGUGGAACGGGAUCACUACCCUCAAAAGAUACUCCGUUGAGCGAGCCUGCAAAGAAAAGAAAGUUUUCGGAUUCGUACCCAGGGAGUUUUACGAGUGCGCUUUCGAUAUAGUGAGUCCUACCCAGGGCAAUUUAAUGCCGGACGCAGAGAUUUUAUGCAUCGUAUACAAAAUAAUCAACGAGCUGCCCGGCAUGAAACAUAAACAUUUCCAGAUAAGACUGAACCACACGUCCCUGUUUAGAGCCAUUUUAAUGCAUUGCGGUCUAAAAGAGGAACAAGAUUUACUGCGAUUGCUCUCCGAUAUAAAGGAGAGUAAAGUGCCAAAGUCCCAACUGCAAGACUUCCUGAUUCACAAGGAGCUCUCCGACAGCAAUAUAACCUUAUUAACGAACUUUUUAAAUAACGAUUUCGAAUUGACGAAAACGUCGAAUCACUUUCACAUGAUUACGAGGAAGAAAUCGAGAGUGGCCGCGGCUCUGAUCAAAGAGGCGAUGCAAGAGUUGAAAGUAAUCGUCGAGAAUGCCCGUCUGUUUGGCGUCGAGUUCGAUAUGGUGUUAGCUCCAGGCCUAACCUACAACAUUCAACAAUUCUCCGGAAUGAUUUGUCAAGUGGUGGGCGAACUUAAGAAGAAAAAGAAACACGACAACAAGGAGGUGGUGGCUGUUGGUGGUCGAUAUGACGGCAUGAUCGCCCAUUACAGACGAAUCAUGGAACAGGCCGAAGGUAAAGGUGCCAAAGAGAUUCAACAGUCUGCCGUCGGUAUAUCAAUAUCCUUGGACAAGCUGGUACAAGCGGUGCAAAAACAGGACAACGAACCGUUACCCAAAUUGAACGCGUUAGACGUUAUAGUUUGUUCGGUGGGAUGUAAUCAAUUCGUUCAAGAAAAAGCUAAAAUUUUAAAAGAUCUAUGGGCGGCAGGAGUGAGAUGCGCACUCAUAGAGUGUAGCAACACCGUUGACUGUCAGGAGCAACUGAUGGAAGUAGGUGUGUCGCACGCGAUUAUCCUGAAAGAUAACGAGCAGGGAACGGUGAGGCUGAAAAGUUGGGAAAAGGACUCGAAAACUUCGUUCGAUCGCUUUCAAGAAAAAUGCUACUCGAUCACCGAAAUCGUUCAAGUGAUGCAAAAGAUCCUGAAAGUGCGUAACGACAGUUUAACGGAGACGGCCCAAAGUGCGACGGUACUGUCACGGUGCGACAGUAAAACCAACAAUUCGGAGAGAAGCGAGAACGAUACGCCUAUAGACGUUUUAUUGGUCACCUCCAAGAAAUUAUCGUCGAACACCCGAAGGAGAUUCGAAAAUCAAGUUAAAUCCCACUUAGAUAACACAUUUAAAAAGUUCACGACCGUUAUAGCGGUCGACAUCGAGGCCAAGGAGGUGAGAACGCUGACUUCUUUGUUGGAUUUCGAUUCGGAAAAUGCGUUUACGAAGUCCGUGCAACUUUGUAUCGGAAAGCAUCAAAAGCACCGGGAGUACAUGCACGAAAUCUGCGAGGAAAUCUGGAACGUUAAGACGAAAAAGAACAAUCCGACGCUCUUCCUUUAUAGUCUAAUCGAUAAUUUUUACAGUGUCAUUUUAUAGUGUUUGUCAUUUUAUACGUAAAUAUUGAGAUAAUGUUGUCCGAUGAGAGGCUCAAGAGCUUUUUUGGGCAAUACAUAACGUUUCAGUAUUAAUUGAUGCCAUUCACAGAGCGAGAACUACCAAUGGUUCUGAGAGAGAGAUAUUUGAGGUUUAAUUUGCGAUGGAAGUGUGUUAUAUUGGAUUUUGUAAGGUGAGAUAUAAGCUAAAAAAAAUCAUCAUUUGAUUCUUUGGCUACAAUAUAGCCAGAUGUUCGAGGACUAAUUUGAUCUAUAGAAAUCAAAAAACGGUAACAAAAACCGGCCAUUUCAGUUUAAUAAUUGUCCAAAAAAAGCUCUUUAACACUCAUUCAAUCAUUUUAAAUGGUCAUGUAAGUUUUAUUACUACGAUUACUAUUUUUUUUUUGUAUAAACGAAUAUAAAGUAUUUUUAUAUAACAA